Gossypium raimondii (Peruvian cotton) is the source of this 1600-nucleotide messenger RNA. RefSeq names its product UDP-D-xylose:L-fucose alpha-1,3-D-xylosyltransferase MGP4. Gene Ontology annotation, cellular component: Golgi apparatus. Gene Ontology annotation, molecular function: glycosyltransferase activity. NCBI's taxonomy places the organism in Eukaryota, Viridiplantae, Streptophyta, Magnoliopsida, Malvales, Malvaceae. Bases 205 to 1281 code for a protein of 358 amino acids. The transcript has 4 exons. The record is from RefSeq and is a predicted model, not a curated record.
GGACUCAACACCGACAACCCGACCCACAAUCAUAUCCUUUCCAUUACUGUUUUCCUCCUAUCAACUAUGGUUUACAGAUCCGAUCUCAGAACACGUUUCCUUAAACCCAAAAUUUCCCCCUUCAUUGGAAUCUUCUUGUUAUUGUUAGUGUAAAACUACAUAAACAAGCUCUUUUGUUCAUGAUCUUCAGUAUUACCAGCAACAAUGUCAUCCUUCUUGCACCAACGACCCAUCCAGAAUCCAUUCUCGAACGCCUACCCAGUCUCCCCACGUUCUUCAUCAACCUCGCAAAGACCCAUUUCGAUCUUCAGUCCAACAGGCCUAAUUAUCCUCCUCUCCCUCAUGGUAAUCCUCGGAGUGUUCGUUCCUUGGUCUGGCAUGCCCGUAGCCACCUUCUCUAACUCUAAAAAGGCAUCUUCUUCCCUUUCCAAAUGGCGUGACUACACUUUGGCCGAAGCCGCUUCCUUCGUCGCCAAAAAUGGUACCCUAAUCGUUUGCGCCGUGAGUCAACCUUACUUGCCUUUCCUCAAUAAUUGGCUGAUUAGUAUUACCAGACAAAAGCACCAAGAGAAAGUCCUUGUGAUAGCUGAGGAUUACGCUACUCUUUAUAAAGUUAAUGAAAAAUGGCCUGGCCAUGCCGUCCUUGUCCCUCCCGCAAUUGAUUCACAAACUGCCCAUAAAUUUGGCUCUCAGGGAUUCUUCAAUUUUACUUCCAGGAGGCCUCAACAUUUGUUGAAAAUUUUGGAGCUUGGCUACAAUGUUAUGUAUAACGAUGUUGAUAUGGUGUGGUUGAGAGAUCCCUUUCCUUAUUUGGAAGGAAACCAUGAUGUUUACUUCACUGAUGACAUGGCUGCUGUGAAGGCUUUGAACCAUUCCCAUGAUUUGCCACCUCCGGGGAAAAAGGGUCGCACUUAUAUUUGUAGUUGCAUGAUUUUUCUGCGUCCCAAAGAUGGAGCUAAACUAGUAAUGAAGAAAUGGAUAGAAGAACUUCAAGCUCAGCCAUGGUCGAAAGCAAAGAAAGCAAAUGAUCAGCCUGCUUUUAACUGGGCUCUAAACAAAACUGCUGGUUUGGUGGAUCUCUACCUGCUUCCUCAGGCAGCAUUCCCAACAGGAGGAUUAUACUUCAAGAACCAGACAUGGGUGCAGCAAACCAAGGGAAUGCACGUCAUAAUUCAUAAUAAUUACAUCAUCGGCUUUGAAAAGAAGAUCAAGCGCUUCCAAGAUUAUGGCCUUUGGUUGGUUGAUGAUCAUGCCCUUGACUCCCCUCUAGGCAGAUUAUGAAAAAGCUGGAAUACCAUCUGAUUGCGUUCUGCAUAACCAAUUACAUCCUCAGAAACCGUCCUAAGAGGUGGAACAUCCAGUUUGAUAAUCUUCUUCACAAAACCGUCUGCUUCGAUGCUCUCAGAUAGGCAUUGAUCAUUAGCAGAAGACACUGCAGAUGGAUGUGGACCUUUAGCAGCUAAGAAUGCUCAGUUCUUCAGCAAAAUUUUUAAAUUUAAAUAGUGUUCAAACAGGGCAAAGUCCAAAUAUUCUGUUGAAAUUCACUCUAAACUUUUGUUUCCAGAAAAGACUUGAUCAAUCAAUCAAAUUUUUGUCACAA